Messenger RNA from Ochotona curzoniae (black-lipped pika), 3193 nucleotides. Its product is annotated as zinc finger protein 134-like. Gene Ontology annotation, molecular function: RNA polymerase II cis-regulatory region sequence-specific DNA binding; DNA-binding transcription factor activity, RNA polymerase II-specific. Gene Ontology annotation, biological process: regulation of transcription by RNA polymerase II; central nervous system development. The coding region runs from base 1440 to 2717 and encodes 425 amino acids. The record is from RefSeq and is a predicted model, not a curated record. The transcript is spliced from 3 exons. NCBI's taxonomy places the organism in Eukaryota, Metazoa, Chordata, Mammalia, Lagomorpha, Ochotonidae. Gene Ontology annotation, cellular component: nucleus.
CCCUUCCCCAUCACUCCCCCCUCUCCCCGAGAAGACAUAAAGACUGAGGAGACCUCAGCUGAGAUGCAGAGCCGGUUACGUGAGUAACUGCCAGAGCUAAUAAUUGGCUGAGUUGAAUCUGAUGUUCCUGAAAAAGCUAAAGUGAGUGUCAAGUGAACAUAGACGUCUGGACUUGAGGGAGGGGAUUCAAAUUCAAGCCACUGAUGCAGCGCCAGCCAGUGUGGAGAUCGGGUUAGAACAGGCCAGUGGUGACGGGAGGCGUGUAAGAGACAGGAAAGGGAGGAUGUCAACGGGAGAGAGGAAGAGUAGGGUCUGGCAAGUGACAGGCUGUUCCCAGGGAACAAGUAGAUGUGACGUGGGUGUUAAGCAAACUUUGGAAAGUUUGUAGUAAAUGAAAGCGAAAGAUGUAUUUUGGUGGGGGCCAGCUUUGUGGUGUACUGGGAUAUCCCACAUCGCAGGUUUGAGUCCUAGGUCGGCGUCGGAAUCGCUCUGCUUGGUUUGAGGCCUCGUGAGUGUGGACUGCGAGUUGAGAAGAAGCCAGUGACUUAGAAUGCUGCAGCGUCCUCAGCAACAGAAAGGCAAGGAUCGGGCCUUUGGAGCAAGGUAGGGACAGGAGAAGACGAUUUCAAAACCAGGUUCGGGAUAGCUGGAGCCAGUGAGCUGUGCUUGGGGCUGGAUGUCAUCCUGGAUACAUUAACCACGCAGUCUUUGCACCACGUGCAGACUUGCUUGUGGGGAGGCGAGAGGUGUGGCUGUCCCUAGAAGUAAAAGAAGUGUGGCUUAGGGAGCGGCAUCUGUAUGGAGGUGGAGUGGGAAUUCAUGGGCCCAGAGUUCUGGGAUAGUGGGAUUUGUGUAGGGGGUGGCGAGGGACGUUAUGGAGCAGCUGGCUGGUAAGCGGGCUAGUAACUCUGGGUACCUGACAAUUCCUAGUUAUUGUGCUGUUGAUCCACUUCCUGUUUCCAUUUCUUGGGGCCCAUGCUACCCAUGUGUUCUAGACUCCUGGGUCCAGCUUUGGCUCUUUGAAUCAUUUGAGGAGUGAGCCAGUGGAUGUAGAAUUCUUUGUUUCUCUCAUACAUAUAUGCAGAUGCUUUGCCUUUCAGAAGUUGUAACAGGUUUAAAAGAUUGGGAGAGGAGAGUGUGAAGUGCAGAUCCCCAGAAGAGCUGACGUAGACGAGAAAGUUUGAGUCCCAUAUGUGAGACCAGGUUGUAUGGUAACUCUCUCUCUGCUGCUUGUUACUCCAGGAUGGACAGAGAGCUGCAGGAAUAGCUCCAGGACCCAGUAGCUCCUGCCAGCUGGGGAACUGGAGAGGAGGUGUGUGUGGUCUGUAAGGAAUUCCUGGAGAGCGCGUGCCUCUGCGCUGUUACCCAGGGCCGUGGGGCACAGGUUCUCUGUCACCGCUGAAUGGUAGCAAGAACUCUAGGUGCCUGACCGAGAGGGCAUGACUCUUGCCACUGCAGGAGGGGCUUGGACAGGCCACGGUUGUCGACAUGAAGUGAAGGAUGAGGCGGCAUUCUCUCAACAGAGCAUUUCUGUACAAGAAGCACAUGUUAGUUCUUCCAAGACAGGUUCAUCUGUCCCUGCGGCUCACCCUUGCGAUUUAUGUGGCCCUGUCUUAAAUUAUAUUUUAUGCCUGGAUGAACAAGAAACACAGCACAAGCCGAGAGCUUCCGUAUGUGAGGAAUGUGGCAGGCGGUUCUUGUUCAGUGCAAACUUUGACCAGUCCCAGCAGCAUUAUAGUGCGAAGAAGUGUUUGCGGAGGGGUGAAGGCAAGGUCCUCUUUUUAAAGGAUGGCAGAGUUGGUGAAGAACCUCUCUUAUCAGAGGAACCUUUUGCAUGUGGGCAGGAGCGGAAGUUCCAAGCUUCUCUGAGUGGUCAGCAGCAAAAGGCUACCCGUCGGAAGUGGAAUACCUCCAGGCACACCAAGAGUGGGGGGGGCUUUGGUAUCGGCCAGAUGCGUUACCAGUGCAGUGAAUGUGGGAAAGCUUUCAGCCGCAAGGACACGCUGACCCAGCACCAGAGGACACAUAGUGGAGAAAAGCCUUAUGAGUGUGGAGACUGCGGGAAGGCCUUCAGCCGCAAAGCCACGCUUGUCCAGCACCACAGGGUCCACACUGGGGAGAGGCCUUACGAGUGCACUGAGUGUGGAAAAGCCUUCAGUCGCAAGGACAACCUUGCUCAACACAAGAGAAUCCAUACUGGAGAAAUGCCUUACAAGUGUGGUGAAUGUGGGAAGUAUUUUAGCCAUCACUCCAAUUUAAUUGUACACCAGAGAGUCCACAAUGGAGCACGGCCUUACAAGUGCAGUGAGUGUGGGAAAGUCUUCAGACACAAAUCCACGCUUGUUCAGCAUGAGAGCAUCCACACUGGAGAAAAUCCUUAUGUUUGCAGUGGAUGUGGGAAGUCCUUUGGCCACAGAUACACUCUCAUUAAGCAUCAGAGGAUUCACUCUGAGACAAAGCCUUUUGAAUGCGUUGAUUGUGGGAAAUUCUUUAGCAGGAGCUCUGACUUCCUUGCACAUCAGAGAGUUCACACUGGGGAAAGGCCUUUUGUGUGCAGUAAAUGUGGGAAAGACUUCAUUAGAACCUCCCACCUUGUUCGGCAUCAGAGAGUCCACACUGGGGAAAAGCCGUAUGAGUGUAGCGAAUGUGGGAAGGCUUACAGCUUAAGCUCCCACCUAGUUCGGCACCAGAAAAUUCAUACUGCAGGAAGGCUUUAGGAGUGUUUUCAGUAUAGCAGGACACGUGUCAGGUGCGAAUCGCCGUGUAUGUGCAUGUCCUUGCACCAGGUACAUGGAAAGCCUUCAGGGCUCAUACUGUGCUUUCUCACCUUGGGUUCCUUACUCAAGUAAUAUUGCUGUAAAUAUCUGUGGCUGAAGCCAAUUUAACUGGAACGGCUUGGUCACUGGGUAGGGGAGACUGUUUUCUUUCCGGCACUUAGAAGGAAUCAUGAGACACUUGAGUUCAAUGGAUGUCCUCAUUCUAUCCUCCCUGACUGUAGGUGGAAAUGACCCAUCUUCAGCCAAGAGGCCCUGAGCUGUGUUCCGCUGGAAGUCUGCAGAGCGGUCCUUUCUCACUUCCAGCCUCCAGGUCACCUAGUGGAAAAGCACAUGCCUUAUACUGCUGAUUUGUAAUAAUAAAGGCCUUAAUAAGGCACGUUGAGUCUUUGGGGCUCUUUUUGCAGGAAUGAUUCAAA